This is a messenger RNA of Eucalyptus grandis, 816 nucleotides long. Its product is annotated as serine/arginine repetitive matrix protein 1-like. The coding region runs from base 1 to 816 and encodes 271 amino acids. NCBI's taxonomy places the organism in Eukaryota, Viridiplantae, Streptophyta, Magnoliopsida, Myrtales, Myrtaceae. The transcript has 2 exons. The record is from RefSeq and is a predicted model, not a curated record.
AUGAGAGAGAAAAAGAGAGCAGAGGGAGAAGACGUAAGAAGUGACCGACCAACGGAGAGGGAGAGAGAGAAAAAGACAAAAAAGGAAAAUAGCUACUGUUCGUCUUCUCCAAGCUCUGCCCUCCGCUGCUGCUCCUCACCUCCGCGUCGCAGCGCUCGAUCCUUCGUCGAACCGCCGCAGCCGCCGCCGUUCCCCUGCGACGCCCACACCGCCGACUCGCCUGUCGCCGGAGCCCUCCGUCGCCCGCGAGCUCGACGCCCCGCCAGCAAGUCCCGAACAGAACGCCGCCACCCCUGCGAAGACGCCUCCGCUUUGACGCCGUCGCCCUACCCGGUCUCCGCCGUUGCUGUUUCGGCUCUCCGUUCGUGUUCUUUGUCCCCGCGCCACCUCUGCCGGCCGCCGCCGAUCCGCUCCCCCGAAGUCGUCGGUAGCCCGACGCCCCUACCUGCGACGUUGCUGCUGCUUUGCUCCGCUCGCCUUUGCUCUGUCUCGCCGGAGUCGGACCCGAGUCAGAUCUGCAGCUCUCCGUCCGCUCGUCGCCGCCGCCGCUCCUGCUCUGGCCGCGAUCCGCCCAGCCCAGCAACCGUCGCCCCUGUCUGCGACGCUGCCGCUGCUCUGCUCCUCCCUGCUCUGUCCGUGAGCCGAAACUCCGCCCUACAGCUCCGUCUCUGCUCCGACCAGCGACAGACGCUGCUCCUGCCCAGCACUGCCGGUCCUGCACUUCCGCGAUCACACCACCGCAGCAGCUCGCCGGAGCCGGUCGCCGAGCCCCCCUGCUGCCAGGUUUCCUCUGCCGCGCCGGGCUGCAACCCCUGA